AUGGACACGGCCGAUGGGGCGCCCGACGGCGGCGACAAGUCCCCGACCAAGGCCUCGGGCAACAACGAUGAGAAUGACAACGAUGACCAGAACCGCAAAAGAGCGAACGUCAGAAAGAGGACCAAGACCGGUUGCCUGACAUGUCGAAAACGACGCAUCAAGUGCGAUGAGGGAAGGCCCAUCUGCAACAACUGCAUCAAGUCCAAAAGACACUGCGAGGGUUACAACCAGCGAGUCAUCUUCAAAGACCCAAUCGGCGCAUUCAACCUGAACGGAGUCUACGGCCCCGUGGUCUAUCCUCCCGAGGCGUCAAAUCCCCCUUUCCAUCAGCUGUCCAACCCGCCGCCGAAGUCAUCCAAUGCGCCUCCCCUGGCACCAAUAGCUCCCAAGCCGCCACAGAACAUGGACUAUGGCGGCCAGCCGAUGCAUCACCAGUAUGGCCAGGGCUUCCCAGGCCCAUCUUCGGGUCAUCACCCAUCUUCCUCUCCAUUCGACUUCAACCAGUAUGCCUUUGGGCCGCCGCAGAUACCCCCGCAAAUGCCCCCGACGCCCUCAUUGACAUCGCCCAUCAGCCCAGACCAAUUCCAGGGACCGUUCGGCGGAGCCCAGGGCACCUUUGUCAGUCCAAAUACCGACAACGGCUCGUUUGCGUACGUACCCCGGGAAGCAUGGCAAGGACAGCCUUCAAAUCAUGCACGGGUGGAAGAGAUUCGACACUACCCCAACGACCCUCUGCGGCGAGAAGACGUGGUGGAGGACCCCGAUGUCCAGUUCUUCUUCAACGACGACGACGACGCAUCCAUGGGCGAUUCGGACGACGGCUUCGAGGACUUGAUGGGUGAGGAGAGCGCCUACGGACAACUGGUCCAGGCCCGUUCGGACGGUCCCUGGGACGGCUUCGGCACCGAGGUCAGAAAGUUCUCCGCCUUUGCGGAGGAGACGAUUCUCACGUCGUACAUCCCGACCCCGAACAACUCACCGCUCAACGACGAGCGGACGGCAGCCCUGUUCUGGCACUUUAUCAAUGUCACGGGCCCCAGCAUGUCCCUGUACGAGAGGCAUCCGUUUGACCACACGAAACUGAUGAACAACUUUUCUGUGCCAAAGGCCGGCCAUAACUUGUGGACCUACACGUUCCCCAUCCUGUCGUUCAACCACCCGGCACUCCUCCAAGCAAUGCUUGCCCUGGGCGCUUUACAGAUAGCCAAACUGCAGCAGAUCCCGCCGACGGCGGCCAUGAAACACUAUCACCUCUCCAUUCGCAGGAUCGCAAAGAACGUGCGAACAGUAAAGAGGAGGACGUCACCAGCCACGCUCGCAGCCACCCUGCUGUUGGGGUACUUUGAAGUGUGGAAUUCGGACCACUCCAAGUGGUGCAAUCACCUGUUUGGAGCCAGGCUGCUGAUCAAGGAGAUACCUUUUCGGGAGAUGACGAGGAACAUACUGCCGCUGAAACGAGCCAGGCGUGCGCUGUUCCAAGAAAGCCAGAACCAGCCGUUCGACCCCUUUUACAUGGGCCACGACAACACGCACAUGAUGAACCAUGAUCUAGACGAUUUGGACCUUGGCCUGCUGAGUCGAUUAACGAACCAACACGUGUCGUACGAGGACGAUGCAGCAGCCUCGAUCGGCAAUUACUACACUGACCGCGAUAUCGAACAUUACGAGCAUUUGAGAGAUCUGUAUUGGUGGUACUGCAAGAUGGACGUCUAUCAAAGCAUGCUCGGUGGUGGGAAGCCGUUUAUGGACUACCAGCACUGGACGCAAUGUCCGCCCCGAGCCCCGAUGGGUCGACUGGAGGCCAUCUACGGAACGUAUGACCACUUGAUGCUCCUGCUUGGUCGCCUGUGCAGUUUCGCUUCCAAGGACCUCGCUCGAAAGAAGAAGUCGUUCAAGGGGUUCGGGCCUCCGGGUGGCCCCCCGGUCGGUCGUCCAGGGGUUCCCACCGGCGGCCCUCCCGGUGCGCCGCCAGGACGGGGAGGGCCGCCCAAUGCGUCCGGGCCACCGGGGAUGGCAACCGGUAUGCCCGGUGGGCCGCCCGGGGAUCCGCCGCCGGGCAUGAGAGGCCACCCAGGAGGGCCGGGCGGUCAGAUGGGAGCGCCUCCUGGGGCCGGGUCACCGCCCAUGUUCCCGGGCAUGCUGCCGAAUCUCCAAAAGGUGAGACUGCCCAUGGGCUUCAGCCCUCCGAGAGACGACUCGCCGCCUCCGCCGGAGAUGCCAGAAGACCUCGACUCCGACGUUGCCAUGGAGGCGGCGAUGCGUGAGUGGGAAGGCCUUAGGGAGGCGUUUGAGAUCCUCCGAUCCCAGUUCGGGCCCGAGUUCCAGGCCCUGGGCGCCGAGUACGCAGACCACAGGGACUCGCCCUUUGGGCCGACGCUGCAGUACCGCACCUUUUCCGUGGCCGGCAUCUGGAUGAACUACUACAUGGGCCUGAUCCAUCUGUACCGCGCACACCCCAGGAUGCCGCCGGCCGCCAUGAUUGCCGCGGGCAUCCAGGCGCAGCAUACCGAGAAGUUUGCCAUCGAGAUUGGGCGGAUCGCGGCGGGGCUGACGGACGACGUCUCCAACGCCACCGAGAUCAGCACCUUGGUCGGGGCGGCGCUCAUCGAGAGUGCCUUCUGUCUCUUUGUCGGCGCUAUCCAGUACAGAGACGACGCCCAGCGUCACUGGAUCGUCAGGCGGAUGCACGAUGUAGCACGUCUCACAGGCUGGCAAUCUGCGCGACAAAUCGCCGAGGGCUGCGAGUCUGGCUGGAAGAAGGCCGCGGCUAUGGGACGGGGUCCGCCGUACACAAGAGACCCCACGCUCCAGACCGUCGUGCCCCCCUCAGUGUGGUUGAACCCGAGGAGGAUUGGCGCCCGGCUGGAGCUGCUGGACGGAGACGACAAGGUGCUCGUCGUCGCCAAGACGGAGCGGGCGCAUUACGCCCUGGGGCUACUCAGCGUCGAGCAGGAGCUGGAGAGACUCGACAUCAAGGAGGGAUGA
This is a messenger RNA of Colletotrichum aenigma, 2985 nucleotides long. RefSeq names its product putative transcriptional regulatory protein. The record is from RefSeq and is a predicted model, not a curated record. Gene Ontology annotation, cellular component: nucleus. Gene Ontology annotation, molecular function: zinc ion binding; transcription cis-regulatory region binding; DNA-binding transcription factor activity, RNA polymerase II-specific. NCBI's taxonomy places the organism in Eukaryota, Fungi, Ascomycota, Sordariomycetes, Glomerellales, Glomerellaceae. The coding region runs from base 1 to 2985 and encodes 994 amino acids. The transcript is spliced from 6 exons. Gene Ontology annotation, biological process: positive regulation of transcription by RNA polymerase II.